CGCGAUCUAUAGCGUGUCUUGCCGACGUUGCAACGUGUUCAAUUCUCUUUCUAAUCUCGUCGGCUUGGCAACAACCUCGUUUGUUAUUGUUUAUUACUAGGCUAACGUCGGUUUCCUCCAUCGGUUAAUUUAUGCGAAAGUGACACGUGUCGGUGGUGGAAACAUUUUUGGAGAUUAAAGUGACAUUUAUUUCUCGAGGAUACGAUUUGAGAAGAGUGAAUCGAAGAAACGACAAUGCGAUAAACCACCCCAUUCACAUCCGUUACAAGAAACAUAUAAACCCGAACAGCGUCGCCAUACGUCCUACAGGGUGGUACCGAAAAAUCCUCAUCAUAGGUCAUCGCCCGACAAACCUUCCCCUCCUUAUCCCCACUCUCGAAGUCGAGCCGACCGCGAGCAUCUGUCACCAAGAUGACGUCAUCGCGACUCUGCCGAUCCGCAAACAGCACAGCGUUGCGUGCAUGACGGAUCCGGCGGCCAUGUUGUGUUUCGUGCACGGAUUCGAGGGGGGCAAGAAUGGAGGGGAGAAUGGAAAGCUGCAAAGCGUGAGGAAUAAGUUGUUGAGAAAAUCCAGGUCGUCGGGGAAUUUUGCGAGCGCGGGUCCCCGUUCGGCACCUGCCACGCCUCAGGGGCAGCUCGUGGCCCCCCAGGGGCUGCCAGAGCCCCUGGCCACUUCAACCAUUCAACGCAGUCCCAGCCAUUCGGUCUUUUCGAAAGCUGACAAGACAAACUUAAAGCACUUAAGCACUAGCACGCCUGCGAUGACAGCUCAAGGCCAUCUAGCGGAGCCGCCCAGUCCUAAGGCCGCCAAGGACCCCAAGGUGCGCACCACAUCCAAGGCGCGCCAAAAGAAGUUCCUCCGUCACUUCCCCAACGUGGAGGAAGACGAGAAAGUGCUCAACCAUUACUCCUGCGCCCUCAUCGGCGACAUCUUGCUCCAGGGCCACCUCUAUAUUACCAAAAACUACUUCGCCUUCUACUCCAACGUAUUUGGAUACGUAACUAAGCUUUUAAUACCUGUCCUAACUGUUGAAGAAAUCACGAAAGAGAAAACAGCUAAAAUAAUACCAAAUGCCGUCGGGAUCGCCACGAGUGAGGACAAACACAUCUUCGGGAGUCUGAUGUCCAGGGACAACACGCUGGCUUACAUGAAAACUGUAUGGGAAAAGGCGAAAUUAGAGGAAGCGAUACCGGAACCGGAAGUAACUGAGCCCGAUCAGGAUUCUUCAGAAUCAGCUGAAAGCGGAAGGGAAUCUCCUGCACCGGACAUGGUACUAUCCGGUUCUGAGGCUUUCUCAUGCCCCAACAUCGGCCCCUUAAGAAAAGAAAGUGUGAGAGGUCAAAAUGAUGGUUCCUUGUUAGAGAGAAAAGGCUCGAGAGGCUUUGUCAGGACGCUAAAAGAUGCCAUAACGGAAUUCAGGAAAUUGCCCAGGCAAAGUCUCAUUCUCGUCGCAACGACUCUACUUCUUAUACUACUGUUCCUGUCCGCGGCAGUUUUGCUCUAUCGAAUAAACAAAAUGCAAAAUAAAUAUUCCUUUACACUUCAAGACGCUUCACUGGUGUCAGCUUCUGAAGAUAUUUACAGCGAUAUUUUGCAAUGGCAGAGUCAACUACAUUCCAAAUCGGCUAAUGCUGUGAAUAAUUUUCUAGAUAAUAAUCUGGACCAGAUUGCUAAGGUAAGGCAGUCUCUGGAAGCACUAUCUACGCUGCUGAUAACGAAACCCGAGGAGUCCAGCAAAUCGGAACCACACUCCGAACCAGUCAAAAAUACUAGUUAGCGCAAUAUUAGUAAAAUGUCGUUAAUUAUUUUGUGCAUGGUCACUACUAAAACCUGCGCGUUUUGUGUUUAAUCUAAUAAUUCCAAAGCUGAGAACCUUUUCCGUAUAACGUUAGUGCAAAUAUUUUCUAAUAAGGUCUAAAAUUUUAAUAUUUAUGAAAUAAUUUUGUUUCAAAACCUAAUUGGAAGUCUACGAUAUCUUACUUCAAAUGAAAUAGAACUAGAAAAAAGGAUCUAUCUGCGUUUAUGAUCUUGCAGUUACCAUAGGAUCGUAAACAAGUAUAAUCUAGAGGGCCUGAAGUAUUUACUCCCGCUACUGGUAGUCAUGAAAUUAUGCUUGGCACUGACAACUGAGUGUAGAGUUUAUUUUUUAUCGUCUUAAGUUCUAUUGAAAUAAUACAUCAGUUACAUAGAAAAGCUUCCUUCACAUACAAAAUUCUUAUUAGAUUGGAAUUUUAAUGUUAAAAAGCAUUAUUUAUUUGCAACUUUUUUGUUGGAUAUAGAUAAAAGAAACAAGUUUAGAUUGGAAAGUGCACAUAAGUACAAUGUAAAUACUAUUUGGCGCUAUUCUUACAACGGUCGCUCUCCAAAGCUUUGAUAAUUUCGGGACUGUUCGGCUUUUUCCGGAAUUAUGUCGCCAAAUAUUAUUUAUUCAAAUGUAUUAUUAUUUUCUUUUAGUUUUUUAAAUAAACUACAGUGUGUUGCAUAUAUAAGAAACUUUAUUUUAUAUAAGGACAUGUAUGAAAUACCUAUGAAACAUUGAAAACCGAUGUUAUGCCACGGUCCACGAUGUUUUUUGCAGUUCACAGUUCACACAGCUUUUUAAGUUUUUAAUGCCACUUUUUCACAAUUAUCACGGGUUUGAGUGAAUAAAAUUAACAUUAAACUCACAACAUAGCAAUAAUUACUUUGAAA
This is a messenger RNA of Sitophilus oryzae (rice weevil), 2692 nucleotides long. RefSeq names its product GRAM domain-containing protein 2A-like. The record is from RefSeq and is a predicted model, not a curated record. Gene Ontology annotation, molecular function: sterol transfer activity; sterol binding. Bases 462 to 1778 code for a protein of 438 amino acids. Gene Ontology annotation, biological process: intracellular sterol transport. Gene Ontology annotation, cellular component: plasma membrane; endoplasmic reticulum membrane; endoplasmic reticulum-plasma membrane contact site. The transcript is spliced from 9 exons. NCBI's taxonomy places the organism in Eukaryota, Metazoa, Arthropoda, Insecta, Coleoptera, Curculionidae.